Closterium sp. NIES-67 is the source of this 926-nucleotide messenger RNA. NCBI's taxonomy places the organism in Eukaryota, Viridiplantae, Streptophyta, Zygnematophyceae, Desmidiales, Closteriaceae. The record is from the annotation of a GenBank genome assembly.
GACCUCUGUACAGUACUGCUCUGGUGGAUAUUUGCGACUCACGGCCAUGCCCACUUCCCCGACUCGACAUACGCAGUGUACAAACUCUGUCGGACAAACUCCGCUUUCUUUCCGCAGUUAGUAGACAGACUCAACGCGCAGCAAGGCAGCAUCGCAGUUUGACUUAGAAUCAACUCCAGCCCAGCCACUCGUCUUGUAAUCACAAUCAGUGGUGCUAGCGCCCAGCUCGAGUGGCGGUCGACCUGUGUGAGGAAAAGCGUGGCAACAUGCCACUGGGAGCCGCACGGCAACUAGAAGUACUACAACUCCGCGACUCGUAGAUCUGCACGCGCUCUCUCGCUGGAGGACUGCUUGCCGCCGUUGCCAGCCUUGCUGACGGGUCGUACGGUGGUUUCGUGGCAGCAGCAGGCGCAGCAUUGCUCGUUGUAUGGUUUGGGUCCGGCACUCAGCGUCCUCCCCAUGUGCCCAUCUGCCCGCGCACCAUGCUGAGAACAACCCCAGCACACGGCAUGUGGGGCAGCCGUGUGUGCCAUCCCACACACACACGCUGCCGUCACCUGGUGCUGCUGCCGCUGCUGCUGGCAGUGCUGUGCGCGGGUGGGGGGGUGUCUGCCCAGUGGCUGCAGAACUCCCAAAGUACGCUCUUGCUAUGCAUGUCUGUCACUGCUGCUGUGGAUGGAUUUCUACGUCAGAGGCCCUUGUCUCCAACUUCUUUUUUGUACAUCGCAAAAAGUGCAACGUUAGCGGAUCGUUUACGCCAUUCGAAGCUGGCCGCAUAGUCGGAAAUCGUCCGCCAGGUGUUCGCCAAGUGUUUUUUUCCUGUUUCGUUUAACGUAAAUGGUUUGCGAGUCUUCCGCGAAUGAGUUGUUUCGCGAAUGAGUUGUUUUGUAAAUGUUACACCUUGAUAAUAAUCUUGUUCUGAUGGC